AUGUCAGGGUGUGCCAGGGUCCCCUGCCCCUGGUUCAGAUCUGGCUCAACAAUCAAGGGGUCGUUGGAGCUUCUGUUUGGCCAAAAACACAAACCUCGUGUCCCGAAAUGGGAUUUCCCCUGGGAAACUCGACCCAUGAAUGACAGGGCAUUUCGAAAAGUCCAUCAAGCAUUGACUAAACCGCUUUACGCUCCAAACCAUCAAACUAGCCUCAUUAUUAAUUACCAUACUACGGAGUAUGUCUGCAAUGGUCGCUCCUGGAUAUGUUCACGACAAGGAGCGAUCAACAACUUCAUGGCGCGCCCUGGUCUUGGCUGUUGCUCUAGUCUUUCACAGGCUAUCCCCUGUCACUCAACCCUCAAGAUCAUCAUAGGCGUAUGCCUCUCGUCUUCCUCUGGCCGCGAUGUCAUUUCCGAAUCUGGUCUGGCUGAAGUUUGA
Messenger RNA from Fusarium verticillioides 7600, 438 nucleotides. RefSeq lists its product as hypothetical. The record is from RefSeq and is a predicted model, not a curated record. The transcript has a single exon. Bases 1 to 438 code for a protein of 145 amino acids. Lineage: Eukaryota; Fungi; Ascomycota; Sordariomycetes; Hypocreales; Nectriaceae.